AAGUCGAGGUCGAAGCCUGUUGUUAAAGCCAGGAGGGGAAAGGGAACUGACACACAGAGAAGACAACGUGAGAGCAGGGGCAGCACAAAUCUCAUAGAAAUUGCUUUAAAAAUUCAAAUUUUCUUGCGCAUCACACAAGUUUGAGAAUUUGCCUGGGCGUCAGACUUUACUUCACUCUCAUUGUCGAAAUCUCCUCAAAUUCCAAUUCAUACAUGGACAAGGCCAUUAAGAGGUUUUUGGUAAGGAACAUUGUGGAGCAGGCUGCUGUUAGGGAUGUCCAAGAAGCCUGUGUCUAUGAUCAAUAUACUCUCCCUAAGCUUUAUGCUAAGAUGCAGUACUGUGUUUCCUGUGCCAUUCACUCACAUGUUGUGAGAGUUCGUUCUCGUACGGAUAGAAGAAAUCGGCAACCACCACAGCGCUUCAUUAGACGCAGGGAGGAUCAGCCAAAGCCUGGCCAGCCUGGUCAAACACCUCGUCCUGUUGGAGCCGGAAAUCUUGCUCGUGUAUGAAGUAACCUUUUUUUAUAUGGCUUCUAUAAGCAAUUGGCAGGGAUCCUUUGUUUUAUAGUCAUUCUCUUUAUAAUUCGGUCCUUCCUUUUGUGGAAGAAAGUGAAUUCUAGAAUCAAUAUAGAAACUUACUCGACAAUUUUGCAACUUUUAAGGAGAUAAAAGGCCACAAGUGAGUAACUUCAUUGUUUUCCUUUUCAAUUCCUUGUUCGGAUUGGCUGUGCAACAUUCUGUUUCUCGUGCUGAAAAUCACUGACAUGUUGCCCUUAUGUCCAUAGUACAUGGUAAGAUGAUAAAGAUUAAGGAGGUUAAGGAUCCUACAUUGAAAAGAAAAGGGAUCUAAUAAUGAUUUAUAGUA
Messenger RNA from Momordica charantia (bitter melon), 864 nucleotides. The record is from RefSeq and is a predicted model, not a curated record. Lineage: Eukaryota; Viridiplantae; Streptophyta; Magnoliopsida; Cucurbitales; Cucurbitaceae.